Messenger RNA from Neltuma alba, 2403 nucleotides. RefSeq names its product probable WRKY transcription factor 32. The record is from RefSeq and is a predicted model, not a curated record. Lineage: Eukaryota; Viridiplantae; Streptophyta; Magnoliopsida; Fabales; Fabaceae. The transcript has 5 exons. Gene Ontology annotation, molecular function: DNA-binding transcription factor activity; sequence-specific DNA binding. Gene Ontology annotation, biological process: regulation of DNA-templated transcription. Bases 76 to 1695 code for a protein of 539 amino acids.
UUAGAGAGAGUCACGUUCCACAGCACCACAACACAGAGACCAACCUUAGUCUCUCGUUGCUUCCAAGCAAAAACCAUGCCGCUUCAGAGUCAUGCAUCCGACCCUAUAAAAAGGCUUUCCUCUCUCUUCCGAACCAUCCCCUAUGCGGCCAUGCCUGAGCAUCACGCUCUCCGGCCGCCUCCAAUUCGAACCCUUGAUCGUCCUGCUCAACCAGAGGAUAAACGAGACGGUCGUGAUAAAAAUGAAGGGCAGCAUGAUGAUGACGACGACGAUGAUGAGGAGAAGAAGCACCGGGAACGAGUCUGUGAAGAACCGUCUAGCGAGUUACGGAAUUGUAAACCUACGGAUGAGGAGGCAGAGCCGCAAGAAUCUGCUUCAGAAACCCUAGCUACUCCCUCUUCGGUUGAAACGGUGGUGGCCAGUAAGAGUGCUGAUUUGCAAGCCAGCUCUAGUACGCGGAUUGAUGGCAGAGAUGAAAGUAAGGAGCCAAAUGGGCCUUCAAAGAUGGAAAUUAUUGUAAGAGAAACAGUUCAGGGAGCUUGUAAUCAGACAGAAGAUCGACUUGCGGUGUCUGUAUAUCCAACUCCGUUGUCCGUGCUAUCACCAUCUUUUGUUACACAACCUUUAUCAUCUGUUCCUAGUUCAACUGUAUCAGAACAAAUACCAUCUCCUCAGAAUGCUAAUAAUGGGCACACGCCGGGAACAGGCAAGAAAAAUUCUUCUGGUGGUAAAGCUCUUUCUGCUGUUAAUGUUGCAAGGGCAUCUGCAUCUGACGGAUACAACUGGCGCAAGUAUGGUCAGAAGCAAGUGAAGAGUCCAACUGGUUUUCGAAGCUAUUACAGGUGUACUCAUUCAGGGUGUAGUGCAAAGAAGAUUGAAUUUUGCGAUCAGUCAGGGCAUAUGAUAGAGAUCAUUUAUAAAGGUCAACACAGCCAUGAGCCACUACGGAAGACUAACACCACUGGGGAAAUUAAGUUCAUGCCAUCUCGUGAACCUACAGUAGAAGCCAAUCUUCCGGAACAGACCAUUGGAGGGCUUAAGGAUGCAGAUCCAACCUCUUCUACAAAAGAAAGUCUACAACAUUUACCGUGCAGUGCUGAUAAGAAACGGCAAAAUUCAUCUGGUCUUAGUGAGAAUGGUAAAGUUAUUCUGAAGGUGGAGCAUGUUGAUGAACCAGAGCUGAAAAGAAGCAGAGUGAAGAAUGGUGACUUAACAAACUUGGACUCGCAUGUGGGACCUGGAAAGAAAUCUAAGUUUGUUGUACAUGCAGCAGGGGAUGUUGGGAUAUCAGGUGAUGGAUACCGAUGGCGCAAGUAUGGACAGAAAAUGGUCAGAGGAAAUUCCCAUCCCAGAUGCACGUCUGCUGGAUGUCCUGUCCGUAAGCAAAUUGAGACUGCAGUAGAUGAUCCUACUGCUGUCAUCAUUACAUAUAAAGGAGCACAUAACCAUGACCAGCCUGUGCCCAGGAAACGACAAGGCCCACCAAGUGCUCCUCUUGUGGCUACUAUUGCCCCUGCUUCGUCAAACAACUUGGACCUCAAGAGUACUGAUUCACUGCAAAACCAAGAAAAUUCUGCUCAGUGGUCGGAGGACUCUGAAGAAGAAUUAACUGAAGAUGCUUCCGACCUCGGGGGUGAGAAAGCAAUUGAGUCGGCUCGAACUCUUUUAAGCAUGGGUGAAAUUAAGCCUUGCUGAAUACAUCAUUCAGGUAGCGGGCGGAUGUAUCGCUAUAAGUUGAUUGAUAGGUUUCGUAUAUUUCUCCUCCAACCCCAUUUUCCUUUCCCUUUCCCUUUCCGUUUUCCUUUUCCCCUUAUCCUCCAUGUAGCCUCUUAGCAAAGCAACAGGUACUGCAUGUUUGGUUUUACCCCCUUUAACCUGUUUGAAACGGAUCAGUAGUAGUAGGAAUGAAUAUAGAGUUGAUUGGUACCCUUCGAUUCCAAUGGAGGGUGAGAAAUAGCAUAUCAUAUCAUAUAUCCUCAAAGGCCCAUGUAUCCGCAAAUAUUCUGGUAUGCUUUCUUCUUCUUUGUGUUUCUUUCGCUCUUCUUUUGAGUGCAGAGCUGAACAAGAUGGAUCUGAAUGGGGAUGGGGUUCCUGGGUAAAUAUGUGUUUUUUAUUUCAUAUUUCAUAAAACCAGAUGUACAACUAGUUUGUUAUUUCCUAAAAAAUAUUUAUUUAGGAACCACAGAAUGGAUAAUUUGGGGGCUAUGAAAAUCAGCCUUUUUUUCAAUUAUAUGUUUUUGGUCAAUGGCUUGUCGUCCUCAAACUUUGUUAUUUAAUGUAUGAACAUCUGUUUAGGUAGUUUUUUUUUUUUUUCCUGGGGAGUUGGAUAAACCAGACUUGUUGAAGCGUCACUUUCAAAACUAGUUUUUAUUUAAUAAACACACGACUGAUACCUGCUGUUUC